This is a messenger RNA of Cololabis saira (Pacific saury), 1597 nucleotides long. RefSeq lists its product as uncharacterized. The transcript is spliced from 9 exons. The coding region runs from base 111 to 1220 and encodes 369 amino acids. The record is from RefSeq and is a predicted model, not a curated record. Lineage: Eukaryota; Metazoa; Chordata; Actinopteri; Beloniformes; Belonidae.
CGGAAGUUAACGGGGGUUUCGCUCUUGCUGGGUGUAGUGUAUCUUUGUGUGCAGAGUGUGGAGGACACCUGUAUUUGAGGACAGGUAAGGCAGAAAGAGGGAACCACAAAAUGUCUUGGAUAAAAUAUCACAUGACGCUGCCUGUGUCAGUGGGGGUUCUGUUUGUGGGGCUCCCAUACUCCAUCAGUUUAGUUGCCCAGUGGAUUUACGGCUGGCCCACCAAGCCUGGAUAUAAGAAGUACAUAGAAGCUCUAAAGCCGAGGCGGAUAUACUGUUUGACCAUCGCUACACUUGAUCUUCUCAAAUACAUGCAGUAUGGGUGGCUGUACUUUCAGAUGAAGUCAUGGUAUAAAAAUAAAGCAAACUUUAAGCAUUAUGAAAAGGGCAUAGUUUUUGGCCGCAGAAGCAAUAAGAUGGACUUAUACCACUCUCCAAAUACGAUCAAAUCACCAGAUGUGCAAGCACCUCUGGUAGUUUUCAUUUACGGGGGUGCUUGGGGCUCUGGAGAAAGAUCCAUUUACUGUUUACUGGCCAGACAAAUGGCUGAAGAGCUGAAUGCAGCUGUCAUUUGUCCAGAUUACUCCACAUAUCCAAAGGGGAAUGUUUUAGGGAUGGUCCAAGAUAUUGUUGACUGUCUGGUUUGGGCCCAGGAAAAUGGAGAGAAGUUCAGCUUUGACAAAGACAACAUUGUCUUAAUUGGCCAUUCAGCUGGUGCACAUCUGUGUGCGCUCACCACACUGUUUCUCACUGAUGCCAGAGAGGAGCUGUUCAUAGAGUCUAAAAAGCUGCAGGACAUUACACCUUCAAUAAAAGGGGUGAUUGGCCUCAGCGGUGUCUACAAUAUCAUGGACCAUUACGAGCAUGAGAAGAAGCGAGCAAUAGAAUAUGUCUCCACCAUGCACAAAGCGAUGAACGGAGAAGAAAACUUUCCAUACUACUCCCCGACGCACUUAGUGAAGGAGCUCAGGCAGGACAAGCUCGAUAGGGUGCCUCCCUUCACUUUACUCCACGGGACCCGUGACAUCGUGGUUCCGGUCGAGUCCUCCACCAAGUUCUCGGAGCUGCUCACGUCGGGCUCCGUGAAGGUUUCCCUCUACCUGCUUCCAGGAGUCGGCCACACUGACAUCGUCACUGACCUCAUGCUGCCACACCGGCGCUACUACCAUACCAUCUACAGCUGCAUCAAACGGGAGUUCAGGAAGCUCCUGGGUGCCUGCUGACGUCCUGUCAGUCUGUCAUUCCCUGGAAUAAAAAAACACGCAGUAUUUUAAUGACAGUGCCAAACCCAGUCUGAUUACAAUAUAUGCUCUAAUACCUCAAAGUGAAUCAAAUUUAACCUUGAUUUUAAGUUUCAUUUCAGAAUUAUAUAUAAUAUUUGUAGCAGUUUUAUAAUUGUGAGUAAAUCGAGUGCUUACUGAUUUUAAUCUAUAUACUGAAAUAAAUUGGUCAUUGUUUACAGUCAAGAUAACAUUGGUCUACGGUAAUCAUUUUCUUUGAAGAAACAGUGAACUUACAGGACUGUCUCAGAAAAUUAGAAUAUUGUGAUAAAGUUCUUUAUUUUCUGUAAUGCAAUUAAAAAAACAAAAAUGUCAUACAU